AUGCCGAGCCGUGCCGAUGCACGCUUCUUGACCCAGCACAUGCUGCGCUUUCUGCGCAACUCUCGCCAUCUCCGCAACGCCCAUCUCGGCUAUAUUCGUGUGGACGAGCUGAAGCACAUGCUGGAGUGGCGGAUCGGCGGUCUCGACGCGAUUCUGUGCGACCCGGAUGGCCGGAUGCCCGCCGAGUUGCUGACCGUCGUCCAGGAGAUGCUCAAUCAGUGGAAAAGCGGAAAACGAACUCUCCGUCAAGUCCGAAUCGACUUCCCCUAUCGGCUGCCACUCGACCCAAGGCUUGCUGUUACUUGCCUCGGGCCCGAUUAUCUCCUCAAGCACGUCGACGGUAUGGCAGCCGGAUGCGAAGAGCUGUCGACGUCGGUCGAAUCGGCGGGCACGCUGCGCGGGCCCGCAGCUGCCAUCGAACUCGCCAAGCCGCAGGUGAUUAAGAAGACCCUCUGCAACGACGUCAAGGAAAUGGCCACCGUGCCCGGAUUCGACUUUUAUCGACAGAUCCCGGUGCCGCAAGACGAGUUCGGCCCGGUGAUCGAGACGUGCGGCGCCAUGUUGCGGCGCAUCGCCGCCGACGCCAACAGCAAGAUCACCGUCAAGGAGAAUGAAAGCAGCUGCGGCGCCGCGCGUAUCGCCCACGUCUGGUCCCGAACGGAGGCCGACCUCGAAACGGCGACGUCGGCCUUCCACCAAUUCUGCAAGGAACGGUCGCGCAGCAGCCAGGUUGGCACCGAGGAGACGCUGUUCGUCGAGGUGCCGAACGCACGCGUCGGCCAAUUCGUCAAGGCCAUUCCGUCGAUUAAAGCCGUCACUGGAGCGGAAAUCCGCCUGGGCGGCAAUUGGGACGACGAGGGCAAGCCGUAUCGCCUCUUCAGCAUCACCGGCACGGCCGACGAGUUCAAGCAGGCCAAGGAGAUUUGCCAGAAGGCGGCCUCCGACAAGCCCUACAUCCCCACCGCCGAGCAGCUCGCCCAGCUGACAGUUGAGACGGUUGAGCUGAAUCCGUGGGCUGGCAACGCGCCCUCGGCAGUGCAGCCACGUGCCCUUCUGCCGCCGUGGCUGAACGACAUGCAGCCGGUUCCGCUCAAUUUCCGCAGCCCGUCAGCGGAUCAAUACGGCCCACAACCCGACAACGCUCACAAGUGGCUCGAAUACUACCGGAAGGUCGGCCUCGUCGAUCACCGUGUCAUUGACGCUCUCAUCAAGGGUCGCGGCUGGAAGCAA
Molecule: messenger RNA, 1230 nt
Organism: Mesorhabditis spiculigera
Lineage: Eukaryota; Metazoa; Nematoda; Chromadorea; Rhabditida; Rhabditidae
Source: the annotation of a GenBank genome assembly